AUGAUCGAGGACACCACCGAGCACGUCCUCCGCUUCGAGGUUCCCGAGAUGCUUGAGAGGGACCGAUUUUCGUGGUUCAGAGACGAGGAGUUCGCAAGGCAGACGCUCGCCGGGCUCAACCCUAUCUGCAUCCGCCGCCUCACGGAAUUCCCCAUCGUGAGCAAGCUCGACCCGGCGGUGUACGGGCCGGCGGAGUCGGCGCUGACCAAGGAGGUCCUGGAGAAGAUGAUGAACGGGCGGAUGACGGUGGAGGAGGCGGUGGAGAAGAAGCGGCUGUUCCUGCUGGACUACCACGACGUGUUCCUGCCGUACGUGCACAGGGUGCGCGAGCUGCCGGACACGACGCUGUACGGGUCCCGCACCGUCUUCUUCCUGAGCGAGGAGGGCACGCUGAUGCCGCUGGCCAUCGAGCUGACGCGGCCGCAGUCGCCGACCAAGCCGCAGUGGAAGCGCGCCUUCACGCACGGCCCCGACGCCACCGAGUCGUGGCUGUGGAAGCUGGCCAAGGCGCACGUGCUGACCCACGACACCGGCUACCACCAGCUGGUCAGCCACUGGCUGCGCACGCACGCCUGCGUCGAGCCCUACAUCAUCGCCACCAACCGGCAGCUCAGCCGGAUGCACCCGGUGCACCGCCUGCUGCACCCGCACUUCCGCUACUCCAUCGAGCUCAGCUCCGUCGCCUACGGCGCGGCCUGGCAGUUCAACACGGAGGCGCUGCCGGAGGACCUCGUCAGCCGGGGGCUGGCCGUGCGCAGGGACGACGGCGAGCUCGAGCUCGCCAUCAAGGACUACCCGUACGCCGACGACGGGCUGCUCAUCUGGGGCUCCAUCAAGCAGUGGGCGUCCGACUACGUGGACGUCUACUACAAGUCGGACGAGGACGUGGCCGGCGACGAGGAGCUGCAGGCGUGGUGGGAGGAGGUGCGCACCAAGGGGCACGCGGACAAGAAGGACGAGCCGUGGUGGCCCGUGUGCGACUCCAAGGAGAACCUCGUCCAGAUCCUCACCAUCAUCAUGUGGGUCACGUCCGGCCACCACGCCGCCGUCAACUUCGGGCAGUACCAUUACGCCGGGUACUUCCCCAACCGUCCGACGGUGGUGCGGAGGAACAUCCCGGUGGAGGAGAGCCGGGACGACGAGAUGAAGAAGUUCAUGGCCAGGCCGGAGGAGGUGCUGCUGCAGAGCCUCCCCUCGCAGAUGCAGGCCAUCAAGGUGAUGGCGACGCUGGACAUCCUCUCCUCGCACUCCCCCGACGAGGAAUACAUGGGAGAGUACGCCGAGCCGGCGUGGCUGGCAGAGCCCAUGGUGAAGGCGGCAUUCGAGAAGUUCAGUGGCAGGCUCAAGGAGGUGGAGGGCACCAUCGACCAGCGAAACAACAACCCGGAUAACAAGAACAGGUGUGGCGCCGGCAUCGUGCCGUACGAGCUGCUCAAGCCGUUCUCAGAACCAGGGGUCACUGGGAGGGGCAUCCCCAACAGCAUCUCCAUCUGA
This is a messenger RNA of Triticum turgidum subsp. durum (durum wheat), 1494 nucleotides long. NCBI's taxonomy places the organism in Eukaryota, Viridiplantae, Streptophyta, Magnoliopsida, Poales, Poaceae. The record is from the annotation of a GenBank genome assembly.